UCUUCAACCGUAAAGGGAAAAAUUUCCUCUCUCAGAACUGGAGCUUCAGUGAAGAACGAGCAAGCAGGCAGGUUCUCCCCCACUGCAGCCUGUGUCAGGCUGCUCUCAUGAUCCACUCUAAGGAUUCUUCUGCCUUUAAAUCUGAACUUACAGCACAUCCCUGAAGCAGGUAGGAGCCUGAAAUUACCACUAUGGAACUGGAUCUCAGCUAUGUAGAAACUCGCCUCCACUGACCUGGCAUAUGAGAGCAGAAUUUACCUUUCAUAGUGUGGUACAGAAAUCUGUGGCUAUUAUUUGUACUUACAAAUUUUCCUUGACAUAUUCUGAGGCACCUGUUGUUGUUCUUUAAAUGUUCUAUUGUCUCUGUUUGCUUGAGGGACCUUUUAUAAAUCUUUAUUUGCAGGCAUUGUUAAAUUUAUAUUUUCUCACUCUCUUGUAUAAUUGUAUUAUUGCACAUUAUUUUGCACACUGCACUUUUGGAUGAGUUGUUUGUAAUACAGGAAUAAACUAUACCAGUUUAAGGCACCUUUAUGCCAAACUAAGUGUGUCUACACUAAGGAGGGGACAGGAAUGUACCACUUUAAAGUGUAAUGGUAUAAAGCAGUACAACUUAUGUAGACAAGGCUCUAGAAUGUGGUUUCACUGAUUUACAUGAUAUAACCAGAGUCCCACCGACUUACAAACUUUGCCAACUGACUACAGGAGCAGGGCAUGUAAUUAUUUUUACUCACUAAGCAAAGCAGCAUUAAGCAGGCUCUCAAGAGCCCUCUCUUAAUGUGGAACUAGGUAAGGUACUGUCCAGACAAGUGCAUUACUGGGGAGAAGAUAGAGUAAACAGACCUUUGUAAAGGUGAAGAGGUGGAAUUCAGACCACACUGUAACAGAUUUAAUGCAGUAGUUAAAAUUGUAAUUAUAAUUCUGCCAGCCUUAUGUUGGCUGCUCUGUGGUGUAUCUGAAAUCUAGCUGUUAGAAUAGUUUCAGUCCAGCGUUCAAGAGAAAUACUAUCACAAAUGGCCCCUUGAGGGCCAUCUCAGCAAACAUACCCAGGACUCAGUGGCCAAAAGCCUAAGCUAUCUGUUCAUCCCUGCAGUUGAUCCCUCCAGUGUGAAGCUUGGACAGCCACUGCCCCAUGGAGGAACAGAGCCCUCAAUCUGGCACCUUUUACCACCUUCACAAGAAAAAAGUAGGAUGGAGGGGGGCAGAGGAGGGAAUGGCUACUGGCCCUGGUUUAUGAAUAAGAGUGUCUCACAUUAUUAGGUUUAUUUUUCCACCCCUUUCAUACUGGGGACUGAAAGGCAGAGCUAGAUGCCAAACCCAGGUUUGUUUAAAUUCAGUAAAUAGCUUAAACACAUAAAUGGUUCCCUCACACCCCCCAAAAAGUGAGUGAACAGUAUAGAAACAAAUCAUUAAGCUAUUUGUUAUGGUUUUUUCCCCCUUUAGAUCAGUUUCUGAGCAAGAGGAUAAACUUCUUCUACAAGAAAAUGGACUACAAAACGCUACCUUUGGCUGAAUGGAACGAGUCUCAUGUUAGAUGCUGGCUAGAAUCUAUUGGAAUUAAGAAAGAAUAUGUAGAAAAGCUCUGUGAAGAGGAAGUGACUGGCCCAGUGCUCAAAGAAUUAGAUGAACCUUUCCUCAAAAGCAUGGGUAUGAAAGGAGGCCAAAUCCACAUAAUAACACGGAAAAGAAAUGAACUUUUGGAACAUUUGCAGAAAAAUGCAGGGGUAGACUCAGCCCAAGCAGAUAAUCCCAGCAUUAAGGCUUCAGAAGUGUUGGGUUCUGAUAUCACUACCAAUGAUGAUAAAAAGAGAGUAAAAAACAGGAAUUCAGCUGUGUUUACCAAGGCUAAUGCACCAACUGAAGAGACAGACAGUGAUUUAAAGGCCCUCAGCAUCAAACAGCCCAAAAGUUUUCAUGUAACAUCUUACCAGACGGGAUCUGCAGAAACAGACAACUCUGGGGCAGUAGAAGAGACUGGUAAGGAGCACACAGAAAAAACAAUGUCUACUUUUUGCAGGAGAGGAAGUAGAAAAAGUCAUUCCUUACAUGAAAAUACAGUUGAAUCAUUAACUCUGAGCAAAUUCAGGCAAUUUAAAAAUGAAGACAUUAAUUUUAAAUAUGUAAAAAACAGCAUUCUUGCUCCAGAAACUGGAGUCAUAGAUUUGAUCACCCCUUGCCAUGAAUACAAAUCUUUUACAACUGCUGCAAAGCUGGACAGGCAACGACUGCAAGCAAAGUUUGCCUAUGAAGUGAUUAGAUAUGCCUCAGCCUGCAUGAAUGUUCGAACAAAUGGCACGAUACACUUUGGUGUAAUGGACAGUGUUGAAGACAAGGGCUGGAAACACGGACAGAUAGCUGGCAUACCAGUAAGAGACAGAGACAUCUAUGUAGAUGCAUUAGAUUACAUUGAAAAAUGUUUUGAACCAUCUGAACAAGAAGCUGCAAGAAAUUGCAUUCACCCUCCUAUUUUUACUGAAGUGAUUCAGAAAGACUCUCAAGACCAAUGCUUUGUGGUAGAGGUUGACAUUGAACCAUCAUCCAGUACAGUGAAGGGGAAGAUCUUUCAAGUACGCUUACCUAGAUUUAACGAACAGAGUAAUAAGGUGAACUUCGACAGAACUCCAGUUCUCUAUCAAAGAGUGGGAACAAAGUCUGAGCCUGUAAAGAAUGAAGAACUAGUGGCUUUUAUUCAGGGUUUACAAGAGAAGGAUGUCAGAAGGGAAAAGGCUGAGUCCUCCAGUAGUGAGGACCCUAUGGAAAUUUCUGAAAAUUUAGGGCGGAAGUUAUCAGUCCUAUUCACUGAUGGCAAGAACUAUAUGAAUGAUUCUCUAUUGUACAUUCUUGUCACAAAUAGCUGUGGAAAAGAAGAUCUGAAAUCUGUCAAAUUUUUAAUGCGCAUGAAUAUUUUCUGUGUGUUUGAUUUUGAUGAGGAUUCCAAUGUGUCAGGUUUAUAUGCCAAGUACAAAGAGCAUCAUGAAACAAGGUCACAUUUCUUGCAAAAUUAUGCCAAUGAAAGCAAGAUGAGCACCACUGAAUUUCAAAAACAUUUGGGCCUAUUUGAUCACACCAGCUGGAUAUUUUGCAAUGGACGCAGUGACUUCCUUGGGAAUGAAAAACCUUGUGAUGAAGACACUUGGAUUAGAACUAAAAAGAAGUAUCUUAAGAAAGCCAUUUCAUUUAUCUGUGAUGAAAUCCUUCCUAAGGGAUCUUUUGUGGUACUUUUCCUCCUCUUAUCACCUGUGGAGAAGCCAAUUGUAGACACCUUCCAGGAAUUCUAUACAGAAAUGAAUGGCAUGGAUUAUAUCAUAUGCAUUGCAGAGUCCAAAGAAAAUUAUGAGAAGUGGGCUAACCUAGCUCAGGCAUCUUGUAAUAUUGAGACACUAGAACAGAGAAGCAUUGUUGGCAUGAAGCUAAGUCACGUAGAUGCCACUAUUCAAAAAAUGCUGCCAUCCGCAAUACGUCCCAGACAUUUACCAGUUUCCACAAAAGGUCUGUGUGUGCUUCCAACUCUGGAAGAAGAAAAAAUGUCUUCCCUUGAAAUACUGUGUGCAGAUCAAUGUGAUGAUAUCAAACUGGAUCUUCUGAGCACAAAAGAAAUACAAGAGAUAGAACGAACAUUUUACCAAGGUAGAAAAGUCAGCUGGAAAAAUUUCUGGCUUGCUGAUAAAGGGAGCUGUGGAGAAGUCAUUGAGCGGGAGGCCUGUGAAGAGGUUCAUAAAAUUUUAGAUGAUAUUUUACAUGGGAACAGAAUCAGGUAUUCUGUGGCUAAACUAAAAAUAUUUCAUCAACCUGGAAGUGGAGGAAGCACCAUUGCAAGGCAAGUACUAUGGAAAAGAAGAAAGGAUUUAAGAUGUGCUGUGGUCAAAUCCUCAUAUCCAGUUGCAACUGUCUCCAGGCAUGCAGUUAAUUUUAGAGAAUAUGAUGAAAAUGACAUGAAGAAUUCUCUCCCAGUCCUCCUCCUUGUUGAAGAUUAUGAUGAAGAUUAUCUGGAUGAAUUAAAAAAUGAUUUAAUGGAUGCAAUGGCAGCUCGAAGAAGUCAUUUUUCCAAGCCUUGUUUCAUCCUCUUGGGCUGUAAACGAUCUAAUGUCCCUGAAAAGCUAUGCAAAGCUUCUCCCCUCGAUACAGUUGCCGUCACUCACAAACUGACAGAUCAAGAGAAACGCUUGUUUAAAACCAAAAUAGAAAAACUUAAAAAGCAGAAAGACUUCAAGCCUGAAUUUAUUCUCACGUUUGUCCUAAUGAGUGAGGAGUUUAAUGAAACAUAUGUGAGGGAGUUUGUAGAGCACCUCCUGCAAGGCAUAGACCUUUCUUCCCCUGUUACUAAUUUAAUGAAGUAUGUUGCUCUGCUCAAUUUCUAUGUACACAAUUCAUACAUUUCAUUAUCACACUGUGAAGCUUUUCUAGGGCUGGGGGCAUAUACAGAAAAGAGAGUGAGAGAGUAUGAUUUCAAAAAUAACUUAAGUGAACAGGCAAGAGUUAUUUUUAUUGAAUUAAGAGAAAAUACCACCUGUAUUUCAUCUGUCCAUAUCAUACAUUACUUGGUUGCAAAAGAAAUUCUGCAUCAGCUCUCAGGAAGUCAGCCUCAGAGUCAAAUUGCAAUGAAACUUCUUCAGGAAAAAGUGCUUUUAAACCAUAGAUUUGGAAGAGAAGAGUUCACAAAGUUCAUCAGAGAUUUGUUUAUGCGACGCGACAAGAAGAGCAGGGGAGACAAUACUGACAGCCUCUUCUCUCCAUUCAUUGAGCAUGUCUGUAAAAUUGAAGAUUGUGAAAAAGCUAUAGAGGUUUUAAAAACUGCCUAUGAAUGCUUGGGAAAAGAUGCCUUCUUUGCCCAGCAACUUGCUCGACUGCAUUACAAUCAUGAAAAAUUUGAGGAUGCAGAAUAUUGGGCAGCGGUGGCCAAAUCUCAUUUGCCAAAUGAUUCUUUUAUUUUGGAUACAGAAGGUCAAGUGUACAGGAAAUGGUUUAGUUUUACUGUGGACAAAAAGAUGUAUGAGGCUACUCCUGGUGGAAUCAUUCAGAUGAUAGAAAUUGCCCUUAAAGCUAUGAAAUGCUUCAGGGCUGCACAACAGGCUGCAAAGUCAGAGAUAGAUAGUAUGAACAAUGCUGGAUAUUUUGGAGAGGUUGAAGUGGGAUGUCGUCUACUAAAACUCCUGUCUACACUUGAGGUAUUUCCCAGAAACACACAAGGGGAACAUCCUGAGCUUGUGCGUUAUUUGCUAACAGACUACAUUCCUGAGGAAAUUAAAAAACCCUGGGGAAAGCUUCACAGUCGUUUAAAAGGCUUACACCAGAACAUUUAUAAUGCUCUGGACUGGAUUUCAGAAGAUUUAAGUUAUUUCCAAACAGAUAAAAACCAGGAGAAACAAGAUGAGGAUGCAGAGGAGGAGAAAGAAGAACAAGUUUACAAACCCAGAAAGUGGUUGAAAAGGCAGUCUGAGGUGUAUGCCAAAUUCUUUACCUCAGAAUAUCCUAUGGGAGAAAACAAUGCAGAACCCGAAACUCAACUCAUCAGACGUAUGAACAUUUAUAAGUAUGGUGGUGGCAGUGUCACUACUAUUCUUUCAUUUUUUACAGAUUCAAAGGAGAAGAGGUCAGUUGAAAAGCUAGAAAAAAUCAUUAAUUUUUACCCAGAUGACCCACAGAAAGGCAGGCUAGAGGAUAUUGAUCUCAUCAAUUACAUUUUGUGUCACAUCACACUAGCAUGUUUAUCUCCUGGAUCUUCCAAACUUCUUCCUUUUCAAACACUUAGAGAACUCAGCAAUAGAUUCUUUAAACAGAGAAGAACAGCAUUUCCAGCAAGUGCCCAUUUUUUGCUCACCUUACUGUACUGGCCUGAUGAUGCAUUAGACAAAGAACCUAAUCCAGAUAAAGAUGAUAUUCUCAUAUCAGCUCUUCAGACUAUGAAACGCAUGCAUGACAUCAAGGUGAAAAAUAUUGCUCCAAGAAAGAAAAAAAUCUACACACAUUUUUUCCUGGGAAAGGGCAGUGGUCUAAUAAAGAUUAUGCACAAGACUAGGAUUGAUAAAUUAAUUGAUGGCUCUCUAAAUGAUCGACGGAUGAAGUGGCAACAUGGUGAUGUGUGGAAUAUAGGCAAAAUACGUGAUGUUCUAAGAAGGGUUUCAGGUUGGACAGAGAAUGGAAAACUGUUUGUACAGGGUCAUGUUGGACAGAUUCAUAUUGUAGCUUUACAUUAUGAUUCCGUGCCUCAAGGAAAUGAAAAUGUGACAUUUUAUUUAGGAUUUUCAUUUAACGGGCUUGUUGCCCAUGAUAUUCAAGUCAAUAAGUAAAGAAAAAAACCUCUUCCAUAGAGUAAGGUACUUGGGUGCAUUAAAUUGAGAGUAGUCACUGUACUGUUCGAAAACUGUGCUAGUCUUGUUACAUUCAGAAAACAUUGUACAAGAAAUCAAACUGUAUGACACACAGGAAAAAAAACCAAGCCCAAAGAAUUGUGGGGAGAAGUAUAAUAAGCCUGCUUCAAAAUCUACAAAGUUUGGAAUCUUCUAUUUUAGAAAACCUGCUACCAUGAAUCACAGUGACUGAAUAAUUAUGGGUCCAUUCACUUUAAGUUUGUUUUAUCAGUGGAAAAAAAUUCAAGUGCGCAACUCACUAGUAUAUUAGUUACUGGUAAAACUAAAAAAAAAAUGCAAGAGAGAGAAUGAGAAACCAUCGAAGAUCAUUUGGCGUUAUGAGGCCAAAUCCACCACAAGACAAAGCAGGUGGGCAGGAAAUGUAAGCAUUUGUUUACAAAAAAAAUUGCUGUACUUCACAAAUCAAAUUUUUUUAAGAACAGGUAAAGUAGGUGAAAUAGUGGCUAAUCUACCGUGACAGCUUUCUUUUUAAAUAUAUUAAUAGUUUGAAGUAAAAAAAAUCCCUAAGCAUCAUUACAAUUUUUCAGUUUGUCUAAAGUAAGACACUAAACAUGAGCAGUUCUCACAUUGCUAAGUUAUGUUUUGUAGAAAGGGCACUGACUGAUACAUCACCUUCAUGUUAUGUGGUUUAGGACAUGACUUAUAUGUUUACUGAUUCCAUAGUCUUAUUUGAACAUGAAUCCUUUAUUUCUAUUAUCAUUUACUAAUGUUGAAAAGGCAAAGCCCUCAUAUAAAUAUCUUUACUGCACUAGUUCAUUUUUAAUAACGUAUAAUAAAGUAACAAUACAUUA
This is a messenger RNA of Gopherus flavomarginatus (Mexican gopher tortoise), 7156 nucleotides long. RefSeq names its product sterile alpha motif domain-containing protein 9-like. Gene Ontology annotation, molecular function: protein binding. NCBI's taxonomy places the organism in Eukaryota, Metazoa, Chordata, Testudines, Testudinidae. Gene Ontology annotation, cellular component: cytoplasm. The transcript has 3 exons. The coding region runs from base 1482 to 6284 and encodes 1600 amino acids. The record is from RefSeq and is a predicted model, not a curated record.